Molecule: messenger RNA, 896 nt
Organism: Vanessa atalanta (red admiral)
Lineage: Eukaryota; Metazoa; Arthropoda; Insecta; Lepidoptera; Nymphalidae
Gene: RpS4
Product: 40S ribosomal protein S4
Exons: 6
Coding region: 74-865 (263 amino acids)
Biological process (GO): translation
Cellular component (GO): ribosome; cytosolic small ribosomal subunit
Molecular function (GO): RNA binding; structural constituent of ribosome
Source: RefSeq, a predicted model, not a curated record
CUGUUCCCUGCGAAAAAAAGACUUGACGUACGUUUGACGUUUACACUCUUUCUUGUUAAACUUUGUGUCCAACAUGGCUCGUGGACCUAAAAAGCAUUUGAAGCGUUUAAACGCUCCUAAAGCAUGGAUGUUGGACAAAUUGGGAGGUGUGUACGCACCUCGUCCAUCCACUGGACCUCACAAACUCCGCGAGUGUCUGCCGCUAGUGAUUUUCCUCCGUAACCGUCUAAAGUACGCGCUUACCGGCAAUGAGGUGCUCAAAAUUGUGAAGCAGCGUUUGAUUAAAGUUGAUGGCAAAGUCCGAACUGAUCCUACUUAUCCAGCUGGUUUCAUGGAUGUUGUAUCAAUUGAGAAGACCAAUGAAUUAUUCCGAUUGAUCUAUGAUGUUAAGGGCCGUUUUAUUAUUCAUCGUAUUACACCCGAGGAAGCUAAGUACAAGCUGUGCAAGGUUCGUGCUGUAGGCACUGGCCCUAAGAAUGUACCUUACCUAGUGACGCACGACGGUCGCACAUUGCGCUACCCUGAUCCUCUAAUUAAGGUGAACGACUCUAUCCAGCUGGACAUUGCCACCGCUAAAAUCAUGGACUUCAUCAAGUUUGAGUCAGGUAACUUGUGCAUGAUCACGGGAGGUCGUAACUUGGGGCGAGUGGGCACUAUCGUGUCACGCGAGAGGCACCCUGGUUCCUUUGACAUUGUACACAUCAAGGACUCCACGGGACACACCUUUGCCACUAGGCUCAACAACGUGUUCAUCAUCGGUAAGGGCACGAAGGCGUACAUUUCUCUGCCCCGCGGCAAGGGUGUGCGUCUUACUAUCGCUGAGGAACGCGACAAGCGUAUCGCCGCCAAGGUCGCUGCGCACUAGCCUUAGCUCUAAUAUUAAAUAUUAAAAUCUA